UGUUAUCCAAAGAGGAUAAAUACCACAUGUGGCUGCUUUACGGAUGAAUAAGGAAUAAUCUUGGGUUGUUUUUCUCCCUUGCCAUCACAAAUGAACUCAACAGUGCGAGUCUGUCUAAUGACAAAUAGUACUCCUAAAUUCAAUGUUUUCCUUGUCUGACGUCUCCCUGUUGUGUUUAUUUCUCGUCAAAGUCUGCUUAAAUUCUCUGCUCAGGAGCUCAUCGAGGUCCAACAGCCUACUGUAACUUCUUCAACAUGGCCCUCCUCCACUUCUCCCUCCACAGUCGUCGUAGCCGUGGACCACACAAAACUAUGGGCUAUGAUCAGGUCUGCGGCUGGAGCACAAAGGACUGGAUUCAAGAGGAAAGCAGAAGACCAAACUCACAGCAAAAGAGCUGCUGGCUUCUCGCCCUCACUUCAGAGCUCUGCAUCUCCUCCACACUCGUCCUCCGCUACAUCUCUAACACCGGCAUCCUCCUCACAGAUGGCGGUGCUUUUGGCAUCAGGUAGCGGGGCUGAAAAGAAAGGCAGGAGCAGCAAAAGCCAGUCAUCUCAUGUGGACUUGGAGACUGAAAGCCUCCUGAACCAACAGUCCACAAAGGAGCAGAAGAGCAAGAAGGUAAGAGAGAAGAUUAUCAUGACUAAUUAAGUUUUCAGACGCUUGGUUAUUUAAUUUAUCCUAUGAGUUCAUAACAUUCUCGAUUUGUUGAUGAAGAUCUUGAGAUGCAGUUAAAAGCUCCUGAAAAAAUAUUAAAUUAACAUUAAUUUAUCACCUUUCUGUUCUUGAAGUCACACUGAACUAAAUUUUAUUGGUUCUCCAUUUUGAGCAAAAAUAACUGGUAAUCUAAUUACCAAUUGUGUGCGGUCUCCUGAGAGUUGCCGGUUUUAAGCAGCAACUGGAAAAUAUCAACACAUCUUUAGUAAUGUGACACUAAGGCACGUGAGCGGUGUGUACAUGCCAAGAGAGGCCUGUGAAAUAUUAAUGAGCAGGAAGGCCAGAAGCACACUGGGCUGCAAGAACAGGUGCAAGCGGAGCGAUGGGGACUGUUGAGGAAACUCUGAAGUGUCCCAUCUGCCAGGAUUUCUUCACUGAGCCUGUUACGCUCCACUGCGGACAUGACUUCUGUCUCACCUGCAUCCAGGCUGUCUGGGAAACAGAUGUGUCCAGAGACGGUCCUUUCUUCUGUCCAGAGUGUCAGAUAUUUCUGCCCUCCGACCUCAUGCUGGAGAUAAAUACCAGCCUUCAGACCAAAGUAAAGGACUUCACCGGUAACAGGGCAUCUGCAGCAGAGCCACAGACAGCAGCUCCAGCUAAAUCAUCUUCAGCUGUCCACUGUGACCACUGCAUAGAGACGCCAUCGGUCGCCAUAAAGACCUGCCUGACCUGUGAUGCCUCACUGUGCCAGGCUCAUGCCCUCCUGCACCAGCAGAGAUCUGCUCUGAGGGAGCACACAGUGGUGGAGGUGACCAGGGAUCCACUGUCUCUGAAGUGCAGGGAGCAUCGUGAUGAGCUGAAGCUCUUCUGCAUUGAGGAAAGAGUCCCUGUGUGCUGCUUAUGUGUCCUGGUUGGCCUCCACAAGCACCACAAAGCACUUCAACUGCAUGAGGCCAGUGCAGACUUUAAGAAAAUGUUGGAGACCACCAUGAACCAGCUACUGAAGAGGAGAAGUGAAGCAGAACAUGCCAUCAAGGACUUGGAGUCACUGUAUACACAAACAGUGAAAUCUGCUGCAGAUUUCAGGGAGAGAAUCUCAGAUAAGUACAGCAGAAUCCGUGUGGUUCUGGAUGGUGAUGAGCGUCUGAUGAUGCAGAUCAUAGAUGCUGAGGAGACGUACAUGACGGAGUGGCUGGAGGCACAGAGGGGAAUAAUGGAAGCACACAUCAAAGAGAUAGAUAUGUUUAGAGCCUCAAGAAAAUCUCUCCUCCAGGAAACAAAUGAUCUGCAAUUCCUACAGGUACAUCAUAACGUAAUUUUGUCAUAUUGCCUCAUCUUUUCUAUCCAUCCAUCCAAGUUUAUAGGCAAAUUAAACUAGCAUGUACUAUAGAUGCAGGAUAAGCUACAGGACACAUUGUUCAAGUGUUAAAAGUCUCCAGAGAUUGUUUUUGUUUUGUAAAAAGACGGACAUUGUGAAAACUUGCUGUGUCCCUUUAUUAAAUUAAGAUAUGGGUUUUCUUAAUCAAAACAUUUCUAGCAAUAACAAACAUUGUUAUUGUACUGAUUCAGGUCCAAAAUGACUUGAACAGCUGAGAGUGUAUGUUCUCAAUGUCAAAUAAAGAAGAAACUCAGCAGAAGAAACAUAUCAGGAAGGCAAAUCUGUCUACUGUCUACGGGACUCACGAAUUCAACUUAAUAUCUUAGGUUUAUUGAAUUUGCUUCAUUAAGUUCAGUUCAUUAGACUAUUUUACAUUUAUGGUGACAUACGGUGACUCUGACCAAAUCUUUCAAAUACAGUUAACUUGGAUUUUUAAGGCAGCAGUGGAACUUAUAUUUCUAAAUGGAAUUAACUUAAAAUAAUUUACAGUCCAAGUGCAUGUUUUGUCAAUAUGUUAGUGUGAUUGUAUUAAAGUGUUGAACAAAUGCAAUUAAAAUGUUUUCUGCAUUUUUAUACAAACAGUAAUGCAUAGUCUUUUUAUUUUCAAACAGCAAAUCACAGCACAGAACCUUUGGUGAGUAUUUUUACUGACUGCUCUCACUCUUGACACUAAAGCAUAAUUGUAUAUCAUUACCUUUCUUUGCCUUCUUAUGGUAUGAUUUCUGUUUUUAUUGGAGUGAUCCUUUGGAUUUCGCACCAAUCCAGGAAGUAAACAGGGAUCUGUGUGACCCUGAGAAGCUGAGGACAGUAGAGAGGCUGGUGGAUGACCUCUCAGUGGCACUGUCCCAACACUUUCCACGAAUGUGGUCAUAUCUAAGUUCUCCUGUUUUAGACUCCAAAACAGCCCAUCCAAAACUAGAUAUAUCCCAGGACAGAAAACAGGUGAACUGGAGACAGCAGCCUGUUGGUGAAAGACUGGACUGCCAACCUUAUGACUCCCAGUAUAGUGUUCUGGCUCAGGAGAGUUUUAAGAAAGGCCAGCACUACUGGGAGGUCAUUGUUCAGGACAAACCCUUCUGGAUGAUAGGUGUGACCACAGGGUCCAUCGAUAAAAAAGACAGUCCAAGUCAGAAUUCCUCCAGUCUGGGUGUGAACAACUCAUCUUGGUGCAUCUACUACGGAGAUGGACAGUACCUGGCCUGUCAUGACACUCAAGAGAAGCAGCUGUCUGUUGCAAAGAGAGUCAGAAAGCUGGGCAUACUGGCCAACCUCCAGAAGGGGGAGCUGUCAUUCUACGAUGCUGACGCUUUUACUCUGCUUCACUCUUUCUGUGUGCAAUGUGCAGAGCCUCUUUACCCCGUGUUUAACCCUUGCAUUGAUAUGAAUGGAGUGAAUUGGCAACCUCUUACCUUGUUUUGGAUCAAGGACCCUUGGGAUUGGCAUGGAGACACAGAUGGGGAUAAAAGAGAAGAAACCCUUGAAUGACUGUUGUGAACAUGAAAUCAGUAAUUAUUCUGUUUUGCUCAUGUAAAAUUACACAGUGGAAAUGUCCAACAUGCUGUAGAAGACUUGUGUGUGUAAAAAUGACAUGACUGUCACCAGUUUCACUGCCUUCUCCCUUGUCCCAGGUAAAACUAAAACCAUGAUUAGGGAAUAUAGUGUACCUUCCCCACUGGGACGUUACUGCAUAGACUAAGUUAGACAAUUUAUCUUCUGGUUACUAGUGGGAAAGGAGAGCACAAUUUAAGGACAAUGUUAUGUGAUGUAAUAAUUUCACUAUAUUAUUGUGAUUUUAGAAUCCAGAUUGUUGCAGAUUGUUGUAGAAAGCUUUGAAGAAAAUAAUAUUUAAGAAUAUGCAUUGUAACUUUUUAGAUGACGUCUAUCGGUGUCUACAGAUGUACAGCAAAUAUUUCAUUAGGUGGUAUCAGAUGCCCAGCACUUUUGUUCUAUGGCAAAGUAUUUGCAGCUUAGCAGCUCUCGAGUUUGACUCGAUGUAGUUCAGGAAGUGUAAUGACCCGGGUGUAAACUACUGGCCUGUUCUUUGUGCAAACGUCCCCUCAGCUCACCGGACCAUUGAGGACAUGCGUGCCUUCAGUCUCACAUGUCAAUGGGCUACAGAGCUGUUGCCCUGCAGCAAACAAUACAGCCAGUGAGAUCAAAUAACAUGGUCACAAGACUUAGCUCUGUGAUUUGCAGCUAUUCAUCCAACGUGGUUAUUGAAGGUCCAUAUUCACAAGUCGGAAAAUGAACAGUAACAUUUGGUAUUUGUUUAUUGAAAGGCAUGUUCAUGAAAAGCAAGAUUACAAAGGCCGCUGUUACCUAUUGUUUCAUUGUAGUGUUUUUUUUUACAUUACUUUCAAAUACAACCACUAAAAAAACUGCACUCGAUUAAUAACAAAAUCUGAUACUUUCACCCUUAAAGAGGUCAGGGCAGCAACAUCUUCAAUUUAU
This is a messenger RNA of Acanthochromis polyacanthus (spiny chromis), 4483 nucleotides long. RefSeq names its product E3 ubiquitin/ISG15 ligase TRIM25-like. Gene Ontology annotation, molecular function: zinc ion binding. The record is from RefSeq and is a predicted model, not a curated record. Bases 1037 to 2032 code for a protein of 331 amino acids. The transcript has 4 exons. Lineage: Eukaryota; Metazoa; Chordata; Actinopteri; Pomacentridae.